Calidris pugnax (ruff) is the source of this 2864-nucleotide messenger RNA. It is a transcript of the gene PMPCA, whose product is annotated as peptidase (mitochondrial processing) alpha. Bases 1 to 1560 code for a protein of 519 amino acids. Gene Ontology annotation, molecular function: metalloendopeptidase activity; metal ion binding. The record is from RefSeq and is a predicted model, not a curated record. The transcript is spliced from 13 exons. Gene Ontology annotation, cellular component: mitochondrion. Lineage: Eukaryota; Metazoa; Chordata; Aves; Charadriiformes; Scolopacidae.
AUGGCGGCCGCCAUGGCGUGGCUGCGGCGGGGCGUCUGGGUCCCGGCCCGGCGGUGCGGGCUGGCGGCCGGCCGGAGCUACAGCGGUGGCGGCGCCUACCCCAGCGUGUCGCUGACCUGCCCGCUGCCCGGUGUGCCCAAGGCGGUCUUCGCGGCGGCCGAGGGCCGGGAGCGCUUCGAGACGCGGGUGACGGUGCUGGAGAACGGGCUGCGAGUCGCCUCGCAGAAAAAAUUCGGGCAGUUCUGCACCGUGGGCCUUCUUAUAAAUUCGGGAUCGAGACACGAAGCGAAAUACCUCAGCGGGAUCUCCCACUUCUUGGAAAAGCUGGCCUUCUCUUCCACAGCGCAGUUCGGCAGCAAAGAUGAAAUUCUGCUCACCUUAGAGAAGCACGGGGGCAUUUGUGACUGCCAGGCAUCAAGGGACACCAUAAUGUAUGCUGUUUCUGCUGACGCCAAAGGCCUGGACACGGUGGUCAACUUGCUGGCUGAUGUAGCCCUGCAGCCCAGGUUAUCAGAUGAAGAAAUUGAGAUGACUCGCAUGGCUAUCCGAUUUGAGCUUGAAGACUUGAAUAUGAGACCUGAUCCAGAGCCUCUCCUCACCGAAAUGAUCCACGCGGCAGCCUACAGAGACAAUACAGUUGGACUGAACAGGUUCUGCCCGGUGGAAAACACUGAGAAGAUCGAUCGGCAGGUCCUGCACUCCUACCUGCGCAACUACUACACCCCAGACAGGAUGGUGCUGGCCGGGGUGGGCAUCGAGCACGAGCAGUUGGUGGAGUGUGCCAGGAAACAUCUGCUGGGAGUGGAGCCGGUGUGGGGCAGCGGGCAGAGCAGGGACGUGGACAGAUCCGUGGCUCAGUACACAGGAGGCAUCGUCAAGGUUGAAAAAGAUAUGUCAGAUGUGAGCCUGGGCCCUACUCCCAUCCCAGAGCUUACCCACAUCAUGAUUGGGUUAGAAAGCUGUUCGUUUUUAGAGGAAGAUUUCAUUCCCUUCGCAGUGUUAAACAUGAUGAUGGGAGGCGGUGGCUCUUUUUCAGCCGGAGGGCCUGGCAAGGGCAUGUUCACCCGCCUGUAUCUCAAUGUGCUCAACAGGCACCACUGGAUGUAUAAUGCAACCUCUUACCACCACAGUUACGAGGAUACAGGUCUCCUGUGUAUACAUGCCAGUGCAGAUCCAAAACAGGUUCGAGAGAUGGUGGAAAUCAUCACAAGAGAGUUCAUUCUAAUGGCAGGAGCAGUAGGAGAGGUAGAACUUGAGCGAGCGAAGACGCAGCUGAAGUCCAUGCUCAUGAUGAACCUGGAGUCUCGGCCAGUUAUCUUUGAAGAUGUGGGAAGGCAAGUGUUGGCCACAAACACAAGGAAGCUGCCUCACGAGCUCUGUGCCCUCAUCAGUCAGGUGAAACCUACUGAUAUCAAGAGGGUGGUCACUAAGAUGCUUCAUAAGAAGCCAGCUGUGGCUGCCCUGGGCGACUUAACAGAUUUGCCCUCUUACGAGCACAUCCAGACGGCGCUUUCCAGCAAGGACGGGCGGCUCCCUCGGCUGUACCGGCUCUUCCGAUAAAGCAGCGCACCCCGCGCCCCUGACAGACUUGCUUCUUUUUUUAAGAUAUUUUUGACAUUAUAAUAUUGCUGCGAGCCCUCUUCCCCCCAUCUUUCCAGGCAUACUGUGCAGACAUGGAGCUAUGCGACAGCUGAACAAAGCUGCUUCACGACUCUGGACCGUGAGGAGCUCGUUGUGUUGGGCUCAAAGGCCCACCCUGGCUCUGGGGCUUCGGCCCUCCAAGUAGGUUACAGCCUUCUCUUGGCAUUGGGGAGAACACAGCAAGCCAAAAUAUUCAUCACUACAACUGAAAGCAUGUUAUCUGAGAAGUCACUGCUGUGUUAUCACUUGAUCAUAGCAGCAGUAGAGGUGGGGCUGUCACACGGGAGGUGCUGGUGUGUGCCCUUCUGGUGGGAUGUGGUGGCACCUAAAGAGGCUGGGCUUAUGGAUCUGAAUUCAAAGAAUAUUUAUAGCCAUUACCAAGGUGAGCAAAGACUUGGUCAAACUGAAUUAGGAAAAUACCAAUUGUUAUCCAUGUGAGUAACAGGAUUCCUGCAGUCCAGGUUUUGUUACAAGCAUCAUGGAUCCAUUUCAUCGGUGUAAUUUACCAUCUGUAGUACUAUUAUAAGUUACAUGGCUGGAAAUAAAUAACUUCAUCAUUUUGCUAGAGCUCAGAGGAGAGUAGACUUAUGGCAUAACUAAGUUUCUGUAGAGAGAUACUGUAUGUAAUGCUACAUGGACACUUAGUGUAGAAUUAAAGCAGUCCUCUUCUUUGGGUUUUUCAUUAAGUGAACUACGCUAAGGAAUAGAAGUUCUUUUACUCCUGAGCUGGUACCAAAACAGGAAGUUAUUAAAGUUGCUGCUGCAUCCUACUUCCUUCAAAUUGUCACAUAGAUGAACUUAAGGCCUUGCAAAAAGAAGACGUAAUGGUCAGUCUCAGAGCAGAGCUGGAGCUCAGACCAAAAUGAUGUUCAGAAAGCUCUUUAAAGUGAGUGACACGAAGGUGAGUGCCACUCGUAUGAUAUACUGAAGAAGACCCAAAAGAGAGGAAAUUAAACAUUUGACUUACAUAAUCCCCUAAUAUAUGGGCUUAAAAAUGUCGAGAGCUGCAUUGCAGCACUUCACUGGCUCGAUGAGCGUUGUAAAGAGCAAUCAAACUGGGAGCAGAACACGGUGAGGCAGCUACUACCUGCUUUACCCCCACACCUUUCCUCCUGCAACUAGAAAAGAUGUUGCAUCGCUUCUUGUGGAACCCACAGUAUGAGAGUCCUGUUCAGUUGUUGUGUAUGUUCAUAAGAAAAUAAAGAGACCUCUGAAUGACUGGA